AUGGAAAACGUUACAAUGAGAAGACGAAACAGAACUUUCUCUGACGACCCUGAGAACUUCCAAAUAAGUCAAUCGUUAACAAAUUCCACUCUGUUAGAUGUAACAAGUCAACGUGAAUAUUUAAUACACGCCAUAAAUAAAUCGUCUGUCGAUGAAUUGAAUCUGCAAUUAUCCUCAGUAAGAACAGAAUUAGAAUCAGCGCACAAUGAAAUUGCAGAAUUAAAUUCGCAGAUUCAAUUAAUGGAAUUAAAAUUACAAGAGAAAGACAGAACUAUCAACUGUUUAAAAAAACUCACUAGUGAUGACAAGAUUACUUGCACACCCAUUGCAAAACGAACGCCUAUCCCAUUAAGCAAAAUAAUAAUUUAUUUGCAAACAAAGACGCCUAGGAUAUCACCCCUGCAUGCUUCCGAAAUUGUUUGCAAAAAACUUUCAUAUAUAAAUCCUAGUGAUACGAAUCAUGGGACUGAGAAUGUAACCAGAGAUAAAGAACCUCCAAACUGUGUACAUGAAGAAAAAGAAAGAAAAAAUUUUAAUAAAAUUAAUAAUACAUCGUCAACACCAAAAAUCAUAAUCUUAGGAGAUCAGCAAGUACGAGGACUCGCUCAAGAAAUGUGUAAGCAGAGAUCUAAAAACAAAUGGAACAAUGUUUACUCAGUUUCCGGAAUAUGUAAACCAAAUGCAUCCAGCGCGCAAAUAUUUAACAGUAUUGAUAAUAUAUUAGAGACCUUGAAUAUGGAUGACAUUGUAAUUUUAGGUGUAGGAAACAAUGACAAAAAUCCUUAUGUAUUUCUGACUGAACUUUGUUCUACACUCUGCAAAUUGAAGAAGAACAAAGUUUUUGUAGUAAACGUAUUUAAUAAUGACUUUCUAAAUGUCAAGUUGUUGAAUAGAGAAAUUAAGCUAUUUGUUCAGAAUUUUUCAAACUGCUAUUUUAUUGACAUAAGUAAUAAUUUAAAUAGGAACUCGCGUUCGAUACCGAAACAUUUCUUGUGUUCUAAAUUAAAUAUAGAAAUUGAUAAUUUUAAUUACGAAAAACUUGUUCGAUCGUUACUUAGAUCAAAGUGUGCUGGCAUAGCAACUGGUAGUACUGGAGUAAAUAAACUGAACAUGAAAGAACUAAGCGAAAUAAAAGGAACUAUCCCAUAUUAUUUUUAUAGACAGAUAGAUAAAAGUAAAGUAGAGUAUAAGCAAAAUCCAAUGAAUAACGGUAAUGAUUCAACCUUUUUUCGAUAA
Molecule: messenger RNA, 1236 nt
Organism: Parnassius mnemosyne (clouded apollo)
Lineage: Eukaryota; Metazoa; Arthropoda; Insecta; Lepidoptera; Papilionidae
Source: the annotation of a GenBank genome assembly